CAUGGCUUCCGCGGGUUAGUGAUCAAUUGAUACAACCGCUUAUAAAAAAGUUGAUUAAAUUAUUAAACUAUUUAGUAACCGUUACAUAAAAAAAUUUUGUCAUUACUUGGAAAAAUAAUAAAUAUAAAAACUUAAUUAUCAGGAUAAUUAAUACAAGUCUAUUGACAUCACAAUAAACAUUGUAAUAAUAAUAUAUUAACGUCAAAGUUGUUGUGUAUUAUUUUUUUUCACAUAGAUAAAUAAUUAAAUUGGCUCUGUGAAUUUCCCAAGUAUUUAAUUGACAAUUGUCAUUGUCAAUAGUUUAAGUUACAAUGGAUUCAUCUGAUGAACAUGAUUUACCAAUUUGUGAAAGCCUUGAUUUAAGUGGACAAGGAUUAAAAAAAUUAAGUCGUUGUCCAUCUGAUGCUGACAUAAGUACUCUGAUUGUCGAUGACAAUGAAUUACAACGACUUGAUAAUCUUGAUUCUUAUCAUCGAAUCACAAAGUUGUCAAUUGCAAGAAAUCAAUUACUACGAAUGUAUGGUGUAACAAAAUUACAUAAUUUAGUUACACUUAAUUUAGCAAAUAAUGGAAUUCUCACAAUUGAAGGUAUCAAGGAUAUGCCAAAUUUAACAACUUUAUGUUGGUCAAUUGAGCAUCUUCAUACAAACACAAAGCUAGAACAUUUGGAUUUAUCAGAAAACAGCAUUAGUCAUAUUUCAGAUAUAUCCUAUCUUCGUAAUCUCAAGGAAUUAUUUUUACACAACAAUCGUAUUAUAACAUUACGACAGUGUGAAAGAUAUCUUCCAACGUCAAUUGAAACUUUGACACUGGCAAAUAAUAAUAUAACUGAUUUAAAUGAAAUGUCACAUCUUGGUGGCUUGACAAAUCUUGUUAAUUUUUCAAUAGCCAAUAAUCCAUGUGUCAGUCUUUCUGGUAAUACAUCUAGUGGAUUUGAUUAUCGUCCAUUUGUUAUAAAUUGGUGUAUGAGUCUUAAAUCAAUUGAUGGCUAUGCUGUGGAUCCAAUUGAGAGCUUAAAAGCCGAGUGGCUUUAUUCCCAAGGUCGUGGUAGACAAUUUCGUGUUGGUGAACAUUCACCACUUGCCCAAUAUCUUGCAUCAGUUUGUCCAUUAUCUGGUGAAUCACUUGAAAAUGAGACUGAUAGAAAAUUGAGAUUAAUAUUGAGCAAAGCACAGCAUCAUCAAAAACAAUUGAGUCAACAAAGUGAUUCUGGAAUGAGUUCAUCACCAGCAUCAGCAAGAAGAAGGCUUGGUUCUGAUAGAACAAGUUCACCAAGACGACCCAGAUCAAUUGAAUUAGGUCUGAGUCGAAAUUCAAUGAGACAACGAUCACCCGACAGAAUGGUGGCAAGUUGUCACACCGAGACUAUGGCAACAUCUUGUCAUGCUGGACUGACUGAUAAUCAUGAUGGCCUGAUGACACAAAGUCUUGAUCCAAAUAUGCUUUGCAGUAGUAGUAAUUUUAUCAGUAAAGGAAAAGAAUCAAUAUUACAAGAUGUCGAAGAAACAUCAAGUCCAUUACAAGCAGCAACAAAACUUGUACCUGUACCAGAAUCUUUAAUGAGUCCUGAUUUUCGUCCACCAUCUGGACUAUGUCGUAUACUACCAAAAACACCACCAAGUCGUAUUAAAUCACCAGUUCAAACAUCAACAAUACCAACAAAAAUUUCAUCAUCAUCAUCAUCAUCUGAACAAACAAGUAAAAUAACAUCAACAAAUAAUCAUAAUUUAACAUCAAAAACAUUAUCAAAUACACUGAUGAUGAAAAAUAAUUCAACAACAACAACAACAACAAAUUGUACCAAUAACAACAAAGAUAAAACAACAAUAACAAAACCAAUUGUUAUAAAUUCAAAUGGUAAAUGUCCACAAACAGUUAAAUUAAAUAAUUAUGUACAAAGUAAAACAAUGACACCAAAAAGAAGUCAAAAAAAUUCACCAAAUAUGUCAAGAUCAAUAACGGCUCAACAACAAAAAUCAAAAAUACCAACUGAUCAACAAAAACCAUUACGUAUUGGUAAUGGUCCAAAAAAAUAUAAAGAAUUAGAUGAUAUGAAUAAUAUAAUAGGAAUAAGCUCAGAUGAAGAUAGUGAAGUUUGUCAUUCAAAAUUAGAUGGUAUACGUAAUCGUGCAAUUCAAAGACGUCAAGAAGAUACAAAUAAAUCAGAUGAUCAAAUUGAAAAAGCAGCAAUUUGUAUACAAAAAUUAUGGCGUGGUUAUCAUACACGUAAUUUAAAUAAAAAAUCAACUAGUGUAUUGAAAACAAUUGAAAUGAUACGAACAAAUAAAUAUAUACAAAAAUUAUCAACAGAUAUGGAAGCAACAAGAACAGCAUUAGAAAGUGAACAUAAACUUCAAUUAUUACAAAUGCAAGCAAUAAAUGCAUUAUGGAAAAAAGUUGUUAGUUUACAACCAAAUGAUAAAACACAACAACAAAAUAAUAAUCAUAAUAUUAAUCAACAUUCAGAUGAUGUUGUUGUUAAUUUAGCACAAACAUGUAAUUUACUUAAUGCACAAGUACAACAAUUACAAGCUUCAAUGAGUGAAAUAAAACGUUGCAUGACAACAAUGCAACAACCAUCUAAAGGGGUUAAUCAAAUUGAUCAGGGUGUUGGUACACAAACUGAAAUAUCUGCUGUUCAUACACCAGCCGGUGAAGAAAAUACAUUUCCAUAUGGUAAAAAUAUUGUUGUUAAUAAUAGACCACAAUCAUUAUCAAUACAACAAACAAUUCAUGAAGUUCAUGAAAAAUCUAAAAAUCUUAAUGACAGUGGAUUUAAAAAAAUAUCACAAUCAACUGAUACAACUGAUGAUGAAAUUAAUACUGAUAUAUUAAAUUCAAAUUCAAAUCCAGAAAUUGCAAGUUGUAUUGAUGAAGAAAUAUUAUCAAAUAAUUGUCAUGAUAAUAAUAAUUAUAUUGUUAAACAAAAUGUUGAUAUUUCUGAAGAAAUACUCUGCAAAGAAUUGCAUAAUUUAAUUGAGACUGAAGCUGCUGCUGCUGCUAAAGAUGCUAAUAAUGCUAAUAAUGCUAAUAAUAAUGAUAAUGAUGAUGAAGAAAAAAAUGAUUUAAAUAAAGUUUAAAUUAAAAAAUUAUUCAUCAAGUCACAAUAAAGUACAAUUUUUAUUUAUUUAUUUAUUUAUAACUUAAUUGUCAUGUUGAUGCUUCAGUACUCAUUGUAAAUAAAUAAUAAAAAAAUCAACAAGAUGUGAUUUUACAAAAAUUAAUUAAAAGGAUUAAAUGCUCCUUUUAAAUUAAAAUUUAAAGACUAAAAAAAAAAAGCUGCCUGAUAAAAAUAAUAAUCACAAUAUUGAUGAAAUAUAUUUUGACAUUUUAAUUGCUCAGCUUGAAUAAAUAAACCAAAUCGAAAAAUGAGUAUGAAAAAUACGCGAAAUAAAGUUUUUCGAAUUCAAUUUUUUAAAAUUUAGUUGAAAAUAAAAAUAACAAAAAAUCUAUAGUGAGAUUUAGAGUUUUAUAAAAAAGUGUAGUUUCUUUUUUUUUCCAAGAGUGUUUUUAACGUAGUAUUAUAGUUGAUAUGAAAAAAUUUUUAAACUAAAAAUUCAUAAAAUAUUAUACAAUGUUUGCUUGAAUUAUACUAAAAUUGCUUAAUGAAAAUUUGAAAAUCUUUACUAUAUAAUUGUCAAUGUAGCUUACACUCUCAGUAUUCCAUUAUCAUUAAUUAGUAAUUAUUAAUUUAUUUAUCUUAAUAUCCCUAAUCAAGUUUUAAUAAUUAUUUAUAGAAAAAAAAAAACCAUAAUUAUCUCGAUGGAUUUAAUUGUAACAACUCAAAUUCAUUUAUAAACAAAAAAAUUGUGAGACCAAAUAAAACCUUUUUUUCAAUUCAAUGAUUUAUUUGAAAUAUUAUUUUAUUUUUUAUUAAAAAUAAUUGUGUCAAUGCACGUGA
Molecule: messenger RNA, 3901 nt
Organism: Aphidius gifuensis
Lineage: Eukaryota; Metazoa; Arthropoda; Insecta; Hymenoptera; Braconidae
Gene: Cep97
Biological process (GO): mRNA splicing, via spliceosome
Molecular function (GO): U2 snRNA binding; protein binding
Source: RefSeq, a predicted model, not a curated record